Lolium perenne is the source of this 510-nucleotide messenger RNA. Lineage: Eukaryota; Viridiplantae; Streptophyta; Magnoliopsida; Poales; Poaceae. The record is from RefSeq and is a predicted model, not a curated record.
AUGGCCCACGUAAGCCCAUCGAUCCUGUCGGCAAGACCAUCCUCCUCCUCCUCCUCCUCCUCCUCCUCCUUCCCCAACCCCAUCGAUCCACCCAUCCAUCCCAGGAACGAUCGACGCCCGCCCGCCCGCCCGCCAUGCUCUAGCUCCCCACCAACGGACGGGGAGGAGGAGGAGGAGGCGGAGGCCGUCGCCGAGGACGGCCAGGAUGAGGAGGGGGACACCGUCGCCGAGGACGACCAUGACAAGGAGGAAAAGGAAGAGGAUUCAGAUGCAAGGUGGACACGGCUGAAGACGGAGGAGGCGGCCGAGGAGGCAGCGGUGGCAAGGAAGGAGGCAAGGGCUCGGGCGAGGACGCAUGCGCAUCAUACGUUCACGGACGACGAUGAAGACCCCGAUGACCACUCGUCGGAGGGGGACUCAAGCUCGUCGGCCACGUCGACCGCCAGUACCUCUUCCCAGGAAGUGACGAGCAGGAAGCGCGUCCGUGAGGAUGACGAGGCGGGGAGUUAG